Messenger RNA from Eimeria tenella, 156 nucleotides. Its product is annotated as radial spoke 3 protein, putative. The transcript has 2 exons. NCBI's taxonomy places the organism in Eukaryota, Apicomplexa, Conoidasida, Eucoccidiorida, Eimeriidae. The record is from RefSeq and is a predicted model, not a curated record. The coding region runs from base 1 to 156 and encodes 51 amino acids.
AUGGAGGCCGACGGCGAAACCCUAGGGCUUGGCGAACACGCCUUCGGCAAAACCCUCGUCGACUCAGGCACCACCUACUCGUACUUCCCCCCCGCAGUGUUUGCGGCCUGGCGCAAACUCCUGGCCCGCUACUGCGUGGCUUCUUUGAGGGUGUAG